AUGUGCAACGCGGACUAUAUCUACUGCUGCCGUUCCCUCCCAUGCACUGGCAAAAGUCCUGUACACGACACCAUCAGCUCACUGAUCAACCAUAGCCGCUUUAUACAAGAAAGUAAGGUCCUUCUACCACAGCAACAACAAAGCUUCUUCUGCAAGUGUAUUCAGUCCUUGCCGACAGCCAUACACUCAUCACCGGACACGUCACACCACCCGUCCUGCGUCAUGCCUUCGCACUACAGCAGGUCACAGUGCCGCUGCGUCGUCUGGACUUUCUAUUACAUACGCUGCGGUCACUAUGUUGAUAACAGCAGCAGUCGUGACUGCACCGCGAGCUCUCACAGCCCUACCGAAAUGGGCUGCGAGGAGCGCGAUGGGUACUGCAUGCAGGCCGACUGCGCUGCAUCAUAUUCAAGCAGAACACGGCCUUGACAUGAUUGCUCUCGCGACACUGCCAACUACCCAAAAACACGCAAGCAAACCAUGUUCAUUGGACUUAUCGACUCUCACCAUCCACUCAACCGCCGGCCUCCGAUGUGCGCAAUUUAGACUAUUUUCUCCGCAAGGCGUCGCAAGACAUCCCAUCCACUACGUCACCAGGCAGUUCUUAGAUUCCUCUCGUAUUUUCUGAUAUUUCCUCGGCUCCGACUAUGAACGUUUUCUUGUUCAGCCAUCACACUCCCUUUUCAUGAUUUCUAGAAGUUAUAUAUCUGCUCUGAAUGGUUUCUUAUCUUGGUUGUUUCUUUUGUUGCCUGUACUUAAGCGCAAGCUACUCGGAUUUUUUUUUUGGAUUUUCUUUUUUUUUUCAUUGUCUAUACUAUUAUAGGCCGUUGUUGCAG
Messenger RNA from Pyricularia grisea, 836 nucleotides. RefSeq lists its product as uncharacterized. Bases 1 to 429 code for a protein of 142 amino acids. The transcript has 2 exons. The record is from RefSeq and is a predicted model, not a curated record. Lineage: Eukaryota; Fungi; Ascomycota; Sordariomycetes; Magnaporthales; Pyriculariaceae.